Molecule: messenger RNA, 4771 nt
Organism: Motacilla alba alba
Lineage: Eukaryota; Metazoa; Chordata; Aves; Passeriformes; Motacillidae
Gene: CLEC16A
Product: C-type lectin domain containing 16A
Exons: 24
Coding region: 134-3256 (1040 amino acids)
Biological process (GO): endosomal transport; endosome to lysosome transport; regulation of autophagosome maturation
Cellular component (GO): endolysosome membrane; late endosome
Source: RefSeq, a predicted model, not a curated record
GCCGCGCAUGCGCCGUGCGCGCCGGUUCCGCCGCCGAGGCUCCGGGCUGGUCCCCGCCCGCCGGUCGCCCGCUCGCCCCGCGGGGCUAUGAGGCCGUAGGGCCCGCGGGCCGGAGCAGCCUUCCGCCGCCAGCAUGUUCGGCCGCUCCCGCAGCUGGGUGGGCGGCGGGCACGGGAAGGCCGCCCGCAGCAUCCACUCCUUGGACCACCUCAAGUACAUGUAUCAUAUUUUGAGUAAAAAUACGAUCGUAACAGAUCACAACCGCAACCUGCUGGUGGAGACCAUUCGUUCCAUAACGGAGAUCCUGAUCUGGGGGGAUCAGAAUGACAGCUCAGUGUUUGACUUUUUCUUGGAGAAAAAUAUGUUUGAAUUCUUCCUGAACAUCCUGCGUCAGAAGUCAGGUCGUUAUGUGUGUGUGCAGCUGCUACAGACUCUGAACAUCCUUUUUGAGAACAUCAGCCAUGAAACAUCUCUGUACUACCUGCUCUCUAAUAACCAUGUGAAUUCUAUUAUUGUCCACAAAUUUGACUUUUCUGAUGAGGAGAUCAUGGCAUAUUACAUAUCAUUUUUGAAAACUCUUUCCCUGAAACUCAAUAAUCAUACUGUACAUUUCUUUUAUAAUGAGCACACUAAUGACUUUGCUUUGUACACUGAAGCUAUUAAAUUUUUUAACCACCCCGAAAGCAUGGUCAGGAUUGCUGUUAGGACUAUAACUUUAAAUGUCUACAAAGUGUCAUUGGACAACCAGCCUAUGCUGCAUUACAUUCGAGAUAAAACUGCAGUUCCUUAUUUCUCCAACCUCGUCUGGUUUAUUGGCAGCCACGUGAUCGAGCUGGAUAACUGCGUGCAGACUGAUGAAGAGCACAGAAAUAGGGGCAAACUGAGUGACCUGGUAGCAGAACAUCUUGAUCAUUUGCAUUACCUUAAUGAUAUCCUUAUCAUUAACUGUGAAUUUUUAAAUGAUGUGCUCACAGACCACCUUCUUAAUAGGCUCUUCCUUCCCCUCUACGUGUAUUCAUUAGUAAAUCAAGACAAGGGUGGAGAGCGUCCAAAAAUAAGUCUGCAGGUUUCUCUCUAUCUUCUUUCUCAAGUUUUUCUGAUUAUACAUUAUGCUCCUUUGGUGAACUCCUUGGCUGAGGUUAUACUCAAUGGGGACCUCUCAGUGUUUUCUUCUAAGGUUGAGCAAGAUAUACAGAAAAACUCAGCAAAGUCAAGUAUCAGAUGUUUCAUAAAACCCACAGAAACACUUGAGAGGUCUCUUGAAAUUAACAAACAGAAAGGGAAGAAGAGGAUGCAGAAAAGACCCAACUAUAAAAAUGUUGGUGAGGAAGAUGAAGAGGAGAGAGGAUCUGAAGAUAACCAAGAUGACCUUGAUAAAAGUAAAGGUUCAGAAGCAAGUUCAAAGGGUGUAAGAACAAGCACUGAAAAUGAAGAAAUAGAGAUGGUAAUCAUGGAGAGGUGUAAGCUGUCAGAGCUAUCUAUCUCUGCUGUGACGGAACAGAAUACGACAGAUGAAGAAAAAAGUGCAGCUGCUUCUGGGAGUGAGAUGACAAACUGGAACAGGCCUUUUCUUGAUAUGGUCUAUAAUGCACUGGACUGUCCUGAAGAUGAUUACUAUGCCCUCUUUGUGCUCUGUCUUUUGUAUGCAAUGUCACACAACAAAGGACUUGACUCAGUCAAGCUGGAGAGAAUUCAACUUCCAGCUCAACAUGCUGAAGAGAGAAAUUCGUACAAUCAUGUCCUUGCAGAAGGGCUCAUCAGGAUAAUGAAUUAUGCUGCACAACCAGAUGGAAAAAUUCGUUUGGCAACUUUAGAACUUGGCUGCCUAUUGCUGAAGCAGCUUGUGUUUUCCAAAAAUGGCAGGAUCAUAAAAAGUGUUCACCUUGAUUGUCUUGAGGGUGCAAGGGAGGAAAGUGUUCAUCUCCUUCGUCGUUUCUAUAAGGGAGAAGAAAUCUUCCUGGAUAUGUUUGAAGAUGAAUACCGGAGUAUGACAAUGAAACCGAUGAAUGUAGAAUACUUGAUGAUGGAUGCCUCAAUCUUGCUACCCCCAACGGGGACGCCUCUGACCGGGAUUGAUUUUGUGAAAAGGUUGCCUUGUGGAGAUGUGGAAAGAACACGAAGAGCAAUCAGAGUUUUCUUUAUGCUCCGUUCACUGUCACUGCACUUGCAAGGUGAGCUGGAAACUCAGUUACCACUCACGAGGGAGGGAGAUCUGAUAAAGGCAGAUGAUGUUCUGGAUUUGAAUAACAGUGAUCUGAUUGCUUGUACAGUCGUAACAAAGGAUGGAGGUCAAGUUCAAAGAUUCCUGGCUGUGGAUAUUUACCAGAUGAGUUUGGUUGAACCAGAUGUUGCCAGACUCGGAUGGGGAGUAGUUAAGUUUGCAGGCCUUCUGCAGGAUAUGCAGGUGACUGGAGUAGAGGAUGACAGCAGAGCCCUGAACAUAAUAAUUCACAAGCCUGCCUCCAGCCCUCAUUCGAAGCCCUUCCCCAUCCUGCAGGCCACGUUCAUUUUUGCGGAUCACAUUCGCUGCAUCAUCGCCAAGCAGCGCCUGGCCAAAGGCCGCAUCCAGGCUCGGCGCACCAAGAUGCAGAGAAUAGCCGCUCUCCUGGAUCUUCCUGUUCAGCCUUCAACUGAAGUUAUGGGUUUUGGACACAGCUCUGGAGCUGCAGCCCAGCACCUCCCAUUUAGAUUCUAUGACCAGUCCCGGCGUGGGAGCAGUGACCCAACAGUGCAGCGCUCUGUCUUUGCAUCUGUUGACAAAGUCCCAGGCUUUGCUGUAGCCCAGUGCAUAAAUCAGCACAAUCCAUCCCCACUCUCGUCACCAUCCCCUUCCAGUGGCAGUGGCAGUACAGGGCGCUGUGAUUCAGUGACUGCAAGCUCAACAUCCACUCCUUCUGCUGCUCAGAGCCCAGCAGAUGAUGCUUCAGCUCCAGAGCAGCCUCUGACGGCGAGUUCCGGUCAGACGAUGUUGACUGAUGAAACUCUUGCAGCUGUUUCAAAGUCCAGCAGAAAUGCUGUAAAACCCAGUGACACAGAAACAGCCAACCUGUCUCCCAGCCUGAUUCCUGCCCAGCAGCCCACGAUAUCCUUACUCACAGAUGAUAGCACGGACACGCUGAGCGUGGAGUCGCUCACGCUGGUGCCACCAGUUGAUCCACACAGCAUUCGAACAUUCAGCUGCGUCCCUCAGGCCUCUUUGCAGUCUGAAGUUGAAGUUGACAAGGUGAAAGAGGUAGAGGAAGAAUGUUCUGACUAAAGCCACCACGCAGACUGUAAUAAACAGUGAAGGAAGUGCAACCAAAUUGUGAUUUUUUUUCCUCUGGGAGUGCAGAUACUUCUGGAGGCCUGAGAGGCCUCAGGUCCACAUGAAGGGACCAAGUGGUGACAGAGAACGUCAGCAGUUUUUAGAGCCAACGUCGGAUACUCAGCAUAUCUGAACUGGGGAAAAGAGAAAAACCCAAACUUUUGAAUCUGCAUUGGUUCUUUCCUACCAGUUUCUGUUAUACAAGAAAAUGAACAUAUUUCAGAGGACCUACUGUCUUUCUAAUAGGAACUAAUUAAUUGUAAAAGGUCUACAGUAUUAUGGCAAAGUGAAGAGACUUUUGGAUACCCAGCUUUGCGUUGUUACGUCUCUGAAACAGGAGACAUGCCAUUGACCAGAAAAAAAAUAUAUAUUAUAGGACAGAGGUAAAACUUCCAUUUGAGUCAGGGUGUGUUUUUUCAGUUUGGUGUUUGGUUUGGGGUUUUAUUUGUGGAAGAGGGGUUUUGGGGUUUUAUUUGGGUUUUUUUUGGUUGGUUGGUUUUGGUUUUUUUUUUUUAAUCUUGUUCAUCUUUUGGAGGUCUGCACAAUACCAGCAGGCUUGGCCACAUUCAGUAUUGUCUUCGUAGGACUCCAGACUUAAAUAUUAUGUUUUCCAUAUGUAAUAUUUAUUUCAAGGUUUGAUUCAAAUUUAAAACACAAUGCUUGUUCAAAUUAACAUAAGGGAUUUUUGGGACUACUUUAGUCUUUGCUUAGCUGCCUAGAGAGGAAUGUAAAAUCUUUUAAAAGAUUGCUAUAGCUUGUUUGUUCACUUCUGACAGUCAAAUUGUUACACAUCUGAGGAAUGGUGAUAUCCCUGCAACUGAAAGACAACUUCAAGAAGCAGGCAGAAGCAGUUUUACUCUAAAGAGGUUUUUCAAAUUUUUCAGAGUCAUGUAGGAAGAAGGUCACCAUAUCUAACUGAUAAUUGCGUUGCAAGUCUGAUCUCGAGAGGUACUGUAUAUUUUUUCUCUUCCUGUCUGGGAUAGUAUCCCAGUUAAACAACAUUGCUACAUAAAAGUGAUUCUGAGUUAACAUUACUUCCUAGAUCCUGACACCAAGUUGACAGAAAAGGGAAAGCUGUUUUUAAAGUUUGGAAUGUUCUUUGCUGACUUGAUACAUAAUUUAACAUGAAAGGAAUUUAAGAUUUUUCAUCAAUUUCCAAGUAAGUUAAUUUAAAUUAAUAGUAUUAUCAUUGCUGGUCUAUUCUUAACACUGAGUUGGCAACUCCUCAAAGGAGGACUGUUGUUUACUUGGUAUUGAUUUCAGUCACCACAGCAAUCUGUUUCCUCAUUCUGCUGUCUCUACUGGCAUUGAGUUCUUACCAAAUGGGUGAAUCUGCAGAGUUUUUACCCACUUCCCAGUUGCUUAUUGUACCUCUUCCUGGCUGUCAUAGAGAAUACUUGAAGUGACUUUUCAGUGAUGUGUGUGUGUGUAUAUAUAUAUAUAUACAUUUGUAUAUAUAUAUAUAUA